AAAGAGAGAGGGAGAGGGAAAGAGAGAGGCUGGAGAAUGAGAGGUUGGAGAGAGAGAGAGAAAGGGAAAUGCAGGCUGCAGGUCUAGAUGUUUGUGGGAACAUUGUGGGCCGAGGAGCAAGCGAGAAGAACGGCGUUGGCAUGACCCAACACCAGCACAGAGAGAUGUUGGCCGCGAGAGCUGACAGCGAGAACAAUCCAUCCAGCCACAACCCUCCAAACCAUAACCCACCCAAGAUUCUGCCAGUGUCUGGAAAACUAGAGCAGGCGAUGCAGAACAACUCCGGUCUUGUUCGUCCCUCUGCCUUCAAGCCGGUGGUUCCCAAGAGCUUCCACUCCAUGCAGAACCUGGUUGGCCAGGCAGGAGGGGCUGGGAGCGAGGGCAAGACUGAGGCAAGGAGUGAAGGGUUCAGUGAGGGAAGAGGUGGCAGGAGAGGCAGGGACGGGGGAGGAGAGUCAGGAGAGGUCCCAGAGGCCCUGCUCCUGGACCAGGACAGUCCAGUGAGGGUCAGCAGAAGUGAGGGUGGGGGAAAUGGUAAUGAAGUGGUUCAGGGAGGGAUGUCUGACUCAGGGAGGAACUCCCUGACCAGCCUGCCCACCUACACAGGCUCGGGGUCUGGUUGUGGACCCCCAGCAGUCCUUGGGCCUCUAAGUGCUUCCACCAGCCACAUCAAUAGAUUGGGCAUGGUUGGGGCAGCUGCAGGCCUGGACAAGCUUGAAAAGCCUGGUUACCAGAAUGGGCUAAGUGCUUCAGACAGCGGCCGCUCCUCCUCAGGAAAGAGCUCCUCGUCCUAUCAGAGGCUGAGCCACCUGAGUGAUGCCCCAGCACCUCUGCGCCCCUCCCCCUCAUCUGAUGACAUCAUUCAGGACCUGGAGGACCGCUUGUGGGAGAAAGAGCAAGAGGUGCAGCAUAUGCGCCGCAACCUGGACCAAAGUGAGGCAGCAAUCAUUCAGGUGUUUGAGGAGAAGCAACGUGUGUGGGAGCGACAGAUGGAUGAGCUGAGACAGAACUAUGCCUCGCGCCUGCAGCAGGUUACGCGUCGCGCUCAGCGCUCCCAGACUGCCCUGCAGGCCCAGAUAACCCGUCUAUCCCAGGACAAGAGGAGACUCCAGGAGGAGAUGGCGGCUCUGCUAGCCCAGAGAGAGGAGCUAGAGAGAAAGUGUCUGGAUUACAGGAAGGAGCAGGCUGACAUCUUGCCUCGCCUGGAGGAGACCAAAUGGGAGGUGUGUCAGAAGGCAGGAGAGAUCUCCUUGCUGAAGCAGCAGCUGAGGGAGAGCCAGGCCGAAGUGACCCAGCGAGCUGGAGAGAUGGUGGCCCUGAGAGGCCAGCUGAAGGAGCUAAAUGCCCAGCUGAGGGAGCGGGAGGAGACCAUGCUGGGCCUGAAGGACUCCUACAGCACCAAGAGUCUGGAGCUGGAGAAGUGUGAGGGAGAGCUGAGGAGGACUCUGUCAGAGGUGUCCAUCCUCAGAGAGAAGCUGGGUGUAUUUGAGGCAGAGGUGCUUAGUCUGAAGCGGGCUCUGAGCGAAGUUAGCAGAGGAGCCGAAGUUGUCGUAAGCCCUAACUUAGCUGCUGCAGGGCUGUUGCCACCCUGGGGAGCUGUGCACUGCCCACGAAACCCUUCUGAGCCCUCACCUAACUCCCUCACCCCCACAUCUGACACCCUGCUGAGCCUUCAGAGUGAUGAAGCCAAAGCCCAAAGGCAGGAAGCUCAGAGACAAGAGAGGCAGCAACGCGAAGAAGCUCAAUGGCGCGACGUGCAGCAGCGGCAAGAUGCUCACAUACAGCAGGACAUGCAAAUUCGUCAGGAUGGCCAAGUCCGACCAGAUGCUCAACUCCGCCAGGAAGUCCAGCUUCGUCAGGAGGCUCACCUCCGCCAUGAAGUCCAAAUCCGUCAAGAGGCCCAACUCCGCCAAGAAGCCCAGCUGCGUCAAGAGGCACAGCUCCGUCAGGAGGUUCAACUGCGCCAAGAGGUCCAGCUCCGUCAGGAGGUCCAGCUGCGCCAUGAGGCCCAACUGCGUCAAGAGGCCCAGCUACGUCACGAGGCCCAACUAUGUCAGGAGGUGCAGCUGCGUCAGGAUGCUCACCAGCCACAGCGGGUCCAGGAGGGUCACUGGGACGAGGCAGGGGAGCUGCGCAGGCAACUAGAGCAACUGCAGGCUGCAUUACGCCUAGAGCGACAGCAACGAGAACGUCAGGCUCUCAACUUUGACCAGGAGCGACACACCUGGCAGGAUGAGAAAGAACGGGUUUUGAAAUACCAGGCACAGUUGCAGCUGAGCUAUGUGGAAACACUGCAGAAGAACCAGGCUUUGGAGAAACGCAUGAGCCAGUUGGGAGCCAAACCGACCACAACCUCCACCACCACCACUACCACCACCACCACCACCUCUCCCUCCUCCUCUAAUUCUCCACCUCCACCACCAGCCCUUUCACCUCUGUCUGCUCAGCCUCCUUCCCUCCCAGGCCCUAUCACCCUCACCCUCUCCCCACCCUGUGAAGACCAGAAGGGCCCGCCUUCUCUCCACCAGCUUGCCCCUCCCUGGGCAGGACCUUCACGCCUGGAGAGGAUAGAGUCCACUGAGAUAUAGAGACAGCUCCAUGAAACAGUUUCAAAUUGUCCAGUACAAUACACACACAGUGACGAGGCCUCUCACACUAAACCACUUCAUCAUACAGUAGAAACACAUUUCAGUCUACAAUAGAAUAAAUCAAUGCAGUCUGACACACUUUUCAAAGCAACUACAGACACUUAACAGCAACAGUAACAAAUAACAAGCUUAUCAUCUGAACAGGAAGUUGAACUAUACGUAAUCUACCAAUGAUUUAUCAACCUCCUAAGCAGCCUUUCUCUUACUAGUUGCACACUACAUCCUGCAUUAUCAGUGUUCAUGAAAAGUGUGCCACACUGAUGGGUGGCAUAAAAACAAAAUGUUAAAUGACAAUGUUUAGAUAACAGCACUAAUACAGAGGUCAUUUAAUGCCCAUCCUAGAAAAGGACCAAGACAAUCAGGGAUAUUGUCAACAAGAUUAUAUGCGGUAUUUAUUCAUUGUAAGUCUGUGUCACUGGUAAUGUAAAAGUAGAAUUAGUGGUCAGAGUGUGUGAUGUUAACCUGCAUUUUUGGCCAGAGAGCGCCUUACUCCAUUCUUUCCAGCAUGUAGAAGAGAAUAAGUUAAUGCUGGGAAUAGAUGAGAAAAAAAAAACCAUCAAGAGUGUGAUUAUCAUUUUCAGUGCUUUAAUUAUAUAUCAGCAAACCAGUUACACAACAAUCACUAUACAUAACUGGACUGUUUCAUUUAAAUCCCAGCAGAUAUUAAAGGUUACACAGACUCAGUUAUCAAGUCAUUUCAUGCACAGGGUCCAACUCGCAUGACCCAUCUAAACACAUCAUUAAGACCAACAGAGUUUAUAUUUUCUACAAAUUGAAUUAAAUAGAUGUUUAGCAGAUAAUCAACCCCGACUGAAUAUGAAAUAAGUUUUAAGACACGUGGGAGAAACCUGGUUCGCCUUCACCGCAGACUCUCUGUGGUGACUAAAAAAAAAAUGAACACUAGAGGUCGUUAGAGAGCUUUCAAGCAGUUUCUAUUCUUCUCAUUGAACUGUAAAACAGCGCAAAUAAAUGGAAGCACACAAUCUGAAUUUGGUUAUUAUGAUGAUUGUGUUGUUCACUUUGUGCAUUUACAGCCAAGACAUCAGAGAAAGCCGUCAGUAUCCCCAAAGUUUUAAAAGAAAAAAAAGUUUUAUAGAAUGUAUGAUAUACUAGAAAGAAAUACUUAUAAUAGUUAUAGAUUGUAAAUGUGUGAGUGUGAGUGUGUGUGUGUGUGUGGGAGAGCGGAUGUGUGCAUGUGUGUAUACAUAUGAAAAGCUUCAGCUUAUGAGAUUGAGGAUAGAGGGACUAGUGGCAAUACAGCAAGUGAAGAUAUAUUACGUUUUUUUUUUGGGAGGGGAGGGCUUUACAUUACAGUACAGUAAAAUCUUGACACAAGGGCAGCGGGACUGAAAUUUCAAACUGAGGGAGUCUGCAUAUCCUUCUGGAAAACUACUUUUUCUGUAUAGUUCAUUUAGACAAAGAAGGGGAGAGGGAAGUUUAAAAAAAAAAAUCUGAAAAGUGGAGAGUCUGCCUCUUUAAAGGGAGCAUUCAGGCUAACUGCACUAUGUAGUGUCCUACACACAAGUUAUGAUGUACAGUAGACUCAGAUGUGAAUAUCAUGGCUUUUAUAUGUGUUGUUUAUGCCAGCAUACAAAGAUGUUGCUCAAGAAUAUUAACUUAUCUCUAAGGUAUUACAUAGUAUUAUCAUCUUUAUUAUUGUUAUUAUAUUAUGGUGAACUGACAGAGAAAAUAUGUGCCAUUUGAGCUUUCCUUCAUGUGUUUUGUUUUUUUGUUUUUUUUUAACUGUGUAGAUAGCCUAUUGGCCUACCAUAAUGGUGCAAUCAUAGCAACCCUGUCCAAAAAUGAUGUUCCUUUUGAUGUAGGUGAUAAAUGUAGUUACAGUAUUGCAUUGUUUAGAGAACAAAAAUGCUACCGAUUUUAUACAUGUUUCAGAUUUAUUGUUUGCAUUUAUGUUACUAGUACUGUUCUGGCUUGAUUCAAACCACCCCUUUGUUAAAAUUCAGCAGAACUAAUAAAGAUAUGUGAAUAAUUCAGCA
Molecule: messenger RNA, 4645 nt
Organism: Thunnus maccoyii (southern bluefin tuna)
Lineage: Eukaryota; Metazoa; Chordata; Actinopteri; Scombriformes; Scombridae
Gene: lzts3b
Product: leucine zipper, putative tumor suppressor family member 3b
Exons: 7
Coding region: 69-2588 (839 amino acids)
Biological process (GO): regulation of dendritic spine morphogenesis
Cellular component (GO): dendritic spine
Source: RefSeq, a predicted model, not a curated record